This is a messenger RNA of Pichia membranifaciens NRRL Y-2026, 3461 nucleotides long. RefSeq lists its product as hypothetical. The record is from RefSeq and is a predicted model, not a curated record. Gene Ontology annotation, cellular component: cytoplasm. Gene Ontology annotation, biological process: chromatin remodeling. The coding region runs from base 56 to 3370 and encodes 1104 amino acids. The transcript has a single exon. NCBI's taxonomy places the organism in Eukaryota, Fungi, Ascomycota, Pichiomycetes, Pichiales, Pichiaceae.
CAAGUUUCUGGGGCAGAAAAGAAGCAACCGAAUCCACACACACUGUGAGUUCUCAAUGGAUGCAGCUGCAAAAUUAUUCAGAGCUGUGAAGCCGAAAUGUGUUACUUUGGCUCAGUUGACGCUUUCGGAAAACAGCACAACAGGGUCCAUAGAACUAUUGAAUGCUCUUAAAGACCUAGACUCUACACUCAAAUCGGAGAUUGAGACAAGCACAAAUGAUGGUCAACUCUCAAUUCCGGUAAACUUAUCAGACUACAUCAUGGUCCCAAUAACAAGACUAUUUCAAAGUGAUAGCAUGACAGAUUCAGAAUUAGAGGUUGUUUUAUCCAUUAUACAUGUUUUAUUGAAAUAUUCUUGGUGCCAACCUGGAGCAUUGUCCAACGAGCUAUUCAUACAAUAUGUCACGUUGAUAACCUUUUUGAUAGGGGGUAAACCUGGCCAGUUUUCUAUGAAAACACAUUCUGAUGAUACGGUUAUGAACGGUGUCCUGUGUCUUCAAGUUCUUUUGCAGGGAUGUCUGAACCAGGAUUCGACUUUCACUAGUCGGGUGUUGGAAAAUAGCAAGUUUGUCCCCACUUUGGGUUUUCUCGUUAGUACCUUAUUGAAUAUUGCGGUAGAAUCACAAAUUUCAGCCAUGAAGGCACACUCCCUGAAGACAUUAAACAUAUUAUUCCACUUGAUAGAUAACGGUGAAAUUUUGUCACUAUUCUUCCCCGGAAGUGUCUCCUCUAUUGCAAAGAUAGUCACAUCCAGGCCCCAUUCGAACGUGCUAUCUGAAGCCUUCGUAACUCUCACCACCCUUGUAAGCAGUAUUUUUUCAGACUUUGACCUAGAGGUUGAUGCGGAGAGCAAAUUCAAUUCAUUAGACUCCUUGAGGGACAGUAUCGAGGAUUCUCCAAAGGAGAACCUGGAUUUCCCAAUAAAUACAGACCUUCAACCCAAUUCUUCGCUUGUAAUCACUAUUCCGGAAAGUGCAACUUCUUUGAAGCAGCAUCGAACUACUUCGUGGUUAAGGUCUACCCUAAAUCAGUUUGGAAAAGCCUUGGAAAUAAUCCUCAAAGUAGAUUUGAAAAGGUAUGAUAAAUUCAACAUCCGAGAUGCAAUUUUUCAAUUUGACGUGAAGAUAAUCAGGAGUAGUUUUUUAUCUUGUUAUCCUUUGAUACCCAUGCUUUUGCGAUCAUUAUCCGCAAUAUGUUUUGCAGACCCAACGUUUAUACCUUUGACUAUUGAGUCUUUGGUUUACAUACCCGAAAACGAAUUAUUGAAACUACUGUUGAAAAAAGCGCUAGAAGAUGAACUCCAUAAGAUGCAAUAUAAUUUUUCUUCUCCUGAUGCUACAAAGGCAGAAUUGAUGAUCCAAUUCAUAGAUCUAUUGAUAAAAAUUCUUAAUGGUAUGAAUGGUAUUGAUGCAUCAAUGCUUGAAAAGACGCUAUCAAGGCUUCAAGAAAACAUUGCUUUGUUAUUAGAGGUUAAGAGCACCAGUGACUCCAAGAAAAAGGUUCACGCUUCAAAUAAACAGGCCCUCUCUAUGGAGAGAAAAUUGUUACUAGUUUCUUCUCACUAUGAUAAAUCCACCUAUGACGGGUUACAAAAGACACCUUUAUUCAACGGAAUAAUAACGAAAGAAACAGAAACAGCACUCGAGAAUCUUUUUGAAACCAUAUCGGAAAAUAUAGAACAAAUAGCCCAUUUUGAUAUGUCAAACAUUCAGGAGGGAUUCAUUUCUUCCAACCCUAAUAUUACAGUACAUCACGCUGUUUCUUCUUGGAUUUUAUCUCACAUUACAAAAAAUGUGAAAACAAAAAAACCGUUUGACCCAGAAGAUUAUUUUGAAAUCGUCGAUGAUAAUGAAGCGAACUUUGCUACUGGUGAUUCGUUGACCUUAUUACAUAACCUAACAUAUUUUUCACUCGAAACCUCGACACAAACGUUGAAGAAAUGUUCUGAAAGUUCCACCGAGUUAUUCAGCAUUACCUCCUCAUCAAUAAUGUGUUUGAGAGCAAUCAGUAAUACGAUGGACGUCCUCGGAAUAGAAUUUCAGGAUGAGUUAAUUGACUUGCUCUAUCCAAUCGUUGAAUGUCUAGCGUCUUCGAGUGAACUGAUAAGAACUGAAGCACAAAUAGUGGUUUUGAAGUUGGCCAAUUUACUUUACGAUGGUUCAAUUGAGAAGCUCCUUUCAGAGAAUGCAGAUUAUUUGAUCGACACUUUAUCUGGCAAAUUGGUGGGUGAAUGUUUGACACCGAAAAUACCGAUCAUAUUAUCUGUCUUAGUGAAAAUAGGCUCGCUUGAUAUAGUUGCAGAAUUGGAUGAUAUAAUUAGAACUAUAUUUACGUUGUUGGAUAUGUACCACGGUUACACUUCACUUGUUGAGGGUUUCUUUUUGGUCUUUGACGAGCUUCUAUCAAAAGUCUAUAAUGAUCAAAAGGAAUUUGACUUUGAGCAACUUGCUACUGAUUUGGAAGAUGAGAAUGUUCUAGCCUUUGGCAUGUGGGGACUGAAAUCAAUGGAUGAGGUCGAUGAGUUUAUAAAUAAGUAUGAUGUUGCAUUUGAUGAUAUGAAUGAUAACCAAAAUGAUGAUAUGGGAGUUGCUGAGGAACCAUUGAGGAAAAGCAAGAUUCUGGAAAUUGAUAGUGAUGAUGAUAGUGAUGACGAGAAUGAUACAAAAUCCAUUCCCUCUCAAAUGAACGGAGAAGAUUCCGAUGAUGAAGGUGGAGAUGAUGGCACUAAAUGGGUAUCUCCAAUAAAUGUUAAGCUUUAUAAUACCAUCACAAGCAUUCUAUCAUAUGCGGAAAGACUAGCUCAGACCAAAUCGGUGCCAUUAGUUAUUUUACUUUUGAAGGUUAUUGACCGAAUCAUCCCACUUAUAGCCACUCAGAAGUCGAAAUUUUUACCUAUAAGUGCCAAUUUGUGGGGAAUCGUUUCCUCUAUAUUGAACGAGACGGAAGACUUCAGAGUAAUUUCUCGCAGCAUCGAUGUUCUGCAAAAUUUAAUUAAAUUUGGUCACACCUUCUUUGUCACGAGGUUUUUGGAUUUGUUUGUUUUGUUAGGGAAAAAUACUAGGAUCAAAUCUUUGAUUGAAAAGCAGAAUAGAAUCCUCAUCAUGUCAGAACAAAAGAAACUUGAUAAAAAAGAUACCACGCUAAUUCUCAAUCAGACUAGCACAUCGACAAACUGGGACCUCAAUACUUUUAACAAAAUCUGCGAAUUUCUUCUUUUCUCUUUAAGCAAGCUAGGUCGGUUUAUUCCUAUUGACACAGCGAUAUCAAUUAUCAGAAUUACCAUCCACUACGAUAAAGACGUCGACCACUACGGCUAUUUUGAUGAUUUGGCGAUUUUUUUGACAGAAUAUGAGGCGGAAAAAACAAGAUAAUGUUGGAGUGUUAACUUUCUAUAGCUUCAAUGUUGAAUCAUGUAUAUACCGUAGGAAUAAACCAGUAUAAAGCUUCAAUCGAUAUGCAGGA